Messenger RNA from Microplitis mediator, 2394 nucleotides. RefSeq names its product R3H and coiled-coil domain-containing protein 1. Gene Ontology annotation, molecular function: nucleic acid binding. The transcript is spliced from 8 exons. The record is from RefSeq and is a predicted model, not a curated record. The coding region runs from base 401 to 2092 and encodes 563 amino acids. Lineage: Eukaryota; Metazoa; Arthropoda; Insecta; Hymenoptera; Braconidae.
UCAUAUAUAUAUAUAUAUAUAUAUAACCUAUACCGUAAUUUGCAUACAUACAUUUAUAAAAUAAAAUACACUGACAUAUCUCACAAGCAUGUAAAAGUUACGAGUUACUAUUCACGUUCACAGUUCACAGUUAAGUCUGUAAUGUGAAAUACGAGGUACGAGUAAUAGCGCAAGUGUCCAUCGGAUUAUAAUAUCGUAAACAAGACCGAAUGGAUUUAACCUCAUUGGGACAUUUGAUUGAUUUAAGUACAGUUUCAAUCGUUAAAAAUAUAUUGGAGUAGUAAAAAUUUUUUUACAACUACUACUACUAUUUCUACUUCUGAUAAAAAAAAAAAAUAAUAAAUAACAAUUGAAUGUCAUAUUUUAAGUACGCCAUUGCUAUUAGUUACUUAUUAAAUAGAUGAGUCUUCAAGACAGUCUUUUUGCAGAACAAGUCGAAUACGACGUGACAUUAUUCGCCAAAAAUACAACACACAAGAGAGUUAUCAUUUUCCCGCCAGUUAAUAAUUACCGGCGAUUUUUAAUUCACUCAAUAGUCCAAGAUAAUUUUAAAAACUUGAGUACAUUUUCCAUUGGACAGGGAUACGACAGACGAACUGUUGUUUGUUUCAAAUCUGAUUUAAUAAGAGAUUUAAAAUUGAAUGGUGUCCAAUCGAGUAACAAAACCGAGCCCAGAACUUGUAACUCUAACAUGGGAGUCGAAGGACCUCUAACGUCUAUUGAAAAUUCUAAACAAAAACCAGUUAAAUCAGCGCCAGCUGUGGAAAUUUAUCGACCCCCAGCUGCCAGAAGAUUGCAAACUCCCACUACCUCUUCAGAAACUUCAUCGCAAGCGAAGACGAAACAAAGGCGACCUGAUCGAGCUGUUUACGUACCGAAGCAACGGCGAAGCGUUGACGGGGACACGACCUCACAAAAUGAAAGUCCAGCUCAGCCAAAAAAUAAUUCACGUCGAUCCAAGGGGUCCGUGGACCCACAGCCUCUGGAGUCGAGUGAUGAAGGCUCGAGAAAUUCAGUCGAUGUAGAAAUUAAAAAUUAUGCUAAUGCGGAAACUCGAGAUAUUAUUUAUGAGCAAGUGACGGACUGUGUCGUAACAAACACAGAUGAUCUAGAUGUGGAAAAAGUACAAGUAGAAGUAGAAGUUGAGUCAGUAGUUAAUUCAAAUGGUGUAGGGCAUUGUAAGUCCGACGAGUGCAGCGAGCACUCAACGGACGUUUAUGUUGACAAAUUAAAUGUUAAAAGUGAUUUAGAUAAUCAGGAAUGUGUUAGUAAGACUAGAAAUUUAGUGUCUGAUGUUUUGAUAAUAUCGACAUGUGAUACCCAGAGUGCAAUUGUUAAUAAAAACGAGGAUGUUAAAGAAGAAAAUAAUAUUUUAUCAAAUGUUUCACCGCUGAGAUCACCGGAAAAGAAACCGAAGAAAGUUGCCAGGGCUAAGAGUAAACCGGCAUCUCCUCCAUCGCCUCAGGUUAAAAUAAACCGCGACGAGUGCGACUGGGACAGUCUUUUUGAUGACAAUGGCGAGUGUUUAGAUCCCACAUUAAUUGAAGAGUUGUCUGCAGCAGUUGGAGAAGUGACAAUAGAGCAGCCAAAAAACGACUACAAAGCAUUUAGCAGACCUGUUGAAGUGUCUAAUGACGAAUUUGGACAUGUUAUAGAAAUUUACAACUUUCCAUCCGACUUCAAGACAAGUGAUCUUGCAACUGUAUUCAGUCCUUUCAAGAAUGGAGGCUUUGAACUCAAGUGGGUCGAUGACACUCACUGUCUUGGUGUAUUUAGCAGUCCGCUUGUUGCUGCCGAAGUACUGGCGUCAGAUCACGCGUUUGUCAAAACACGUCCGCUGAGUGAGGCAACGGCAUUGAGUAGAACAAAAGCUAAAAGAAGCGCUGAAUUUUUACAGCCAUACAGAAGUAGACCUGAAACAUGUGCCGCGCUCGCGAGACGUCUUGUUACUGGAGCUCUCGGCGUUAGAUUGGCAACCGCUAGACAAGAAAGAGAACACGAGAAAGUUGUAUUGCGUGAAGCUAAGGAACGACGAAGAUUAGCCAAUAAACAGCGUGAAGAUGCUUGGGAAGGUAUAAUCGCCCAAAAAUGAUGGACAUAAAUUAAUUAAAAAUUUAAUUAACUAUUAAAUUUCACACUUUUAUUAUUUAAAAUUUUUUUUUAUUAAUUAGAAAUAAUAAAAUAAAAUUUUUUUAAUCAUCUGACGAAUAUUUUGAUGAACAAAAUUAUUAAAACGAAUUUUAAAAAUAUAUAUCACAGUAAUUAUGAUUAUAAUUAAUGACUAAAUAAUUAAAAGUGUGAAAUUUAAAUAUCAAUUGUACUAUUUUUGUACACAUGUGCCUUACUCAUCUUAAUUAACUUAGUAAUUAAGUAUUACACGGCGGAUUAUUUUUU